Molecule: messenger RNA, 2902 nt
Organism: Solanum lycopersicum (tomato)
Lineage: Eukaryota; Viridiplantae; Streptophyta; Magnoliopsida; Solanales; Solanaceae
Source: RefSeq, a predicted model, not a curated record
GCAAUCUCGAACUUGGUCCCGUCUCUCUCUUUCUAGGUCUCUUGCGACCUCUUUGCAAUUGGUUUCGAUGGGCAACAACUUUUGCAGGAACACUCGAAUCGACUGCGAAGUCUAAUGCAAAAGGCGAAGACAAGGAAUAACGCGAUUCCACUUCAAAUUCGGAUGCUGACCCAUCUUCACUUUCAGUAUCAGAAGAAGAUUAGGGUAUGUGUAGAGUUAUUAACUGAUUUUUGAGUGAUAAAUCUCUUUUUGACCGAAUGAUUAAUUUUGAAUCCUUCACCAUUUUUUUCCAAAUUCACAUCUAAUUAAGAACGAGAAAUCACACGAAAAAAAGAAUUUCCAAUUAAAAUAACUAAUAAGAUGUGAUUGUUCCGUCCUUCGACCAGUAGUGACUCAUAAAUUUCACUCGGAAUACAUGUCUAAAUGGGGAAAGUGAUUAUCCAACUGUAGAAGGGCGCGGCAAUCGAUUAAUACAUUCGCUUUUUGUAUAAAUUGAGAAAAACCCUACACAAAGCUUUCAUCUUUUUGUCUCUGCUUCAGCACUCACCAUAGACAUAGCUGUUGGCCGAAUAGCUCUCUUUUCUUGCUUUCAGAAACAAUGGCCCCCAAAACCAAAUCCCGCUUAGUAGACCAGCCUCCUUCUGCAUCGUCCUCUGAAGAACAAGAAUUGGUGGAGGAAUCCCAGGAAGAAGAAGAAGAACAAUCGAGGGAGGAAGAAGGAGAAGAAGAAUCAGGGGAAGAAACUGAAGAACCCAAGACAGCACAUCCUGUUGUAAAGAGAUCCAGCACUCAGAAACUCCAAUUUUCUUCUGAUUCCGGCAGCGAGAGUGGGUCAGGAUCCGAAUCCGGACAUUCCCUGCCUUCCCCUUCUGCAUUGGACUUCACCAUCAAGCCCAGUGUUCCUGCUAAAGCUGCCACCCCAUCGAAGCCAGCAGCAAAGAGGCCGCAAGAUACCCAGACAGAGAAAGGGAGGAAGAAGCCCAAGAUUGCAGAAGAAGAGGAGAAAAAAUCAGCUGCUACUCCUCGCAAUCUAUGGAGCGAUGACGACCAGCUUGCUCUACUCAAAGGUAUUGCUGAAUACAAGGCGGUAAAAGGUGUGGAACCUAUUGCCGAUAUGUCUGCUUUUCAUGAAUUCAUCAGGGGGAAGUUGCAGGUUGAAGCUUCAAAUAAGAGACUCCGAGACAAGGUAAGGAGGUUAAAGACGAAAUAUUUGACUAAUGUGAAAGAUAGUGAGGAGCCAGUUUUCAUGAAGGGUCAGGAUUAUCUAGUUUUUGAGCAUUCAAAGAGGAUUUGGGGUGCCCCUGGAACUAGUAAUGGAGUUAGCACUAAUGGCACAGCUAAAAUUACUGUUGAGGUUAACAAGAGCUCUGAACCUAAGAGAAGUGCUAAAGUCAGCAAACCCAAGGAUGAUGAGAAACAUAAGGAAGAAGAGAAACAGGUUGCUGUAAAAGAGGUGGUUAAGGAGGAUAUAGUUAAGGGUGAUCAACAGGAUUUCCAGUCUGAAUUUCCACAUUUGACUGCUUCAUUUGAAAGUAUGGCUGGCAUGUCGACAAUGUAUCCGAAUGGAACAAGUUUUUUGAAGGAGAAGAUGAGUUCCAUUGCUACUGACAAGGCUAAAGUGUUGGAUAAGAAGUGGAAGAAACUGGAGGAUGACGAAGCUGCCUUGAUGGUGAACCGUUUAGAUUUGAUUGCGGAGCAUUAUAGAUUGGUGGUCAAUGCAAUGAGUGGAAACUAGAUGCUGAUGGAUCAUGUUCUAUUCGAUGCUACAACUUCCGAUGCUGUUUCGGUGGAGUUUUAGGUUUUGUUUCAUAUAGUCUUGUUUCUCAAGACAGUUUUCUUCUCGCGAUGGUGUACUUAUGUUUAGUCCGUGAGGUAGAUUUAGUUUAUCAAGUUGAUCCAUACAUUUUAUUGCUUAGUUUUACUAGUGAACUGGUUUGAUGAUAUCCGCUGUGUUGCUUCUUAUAUAUGUUAGUGUGGUAUGGAGUGAUUGUCUUUACUAAGGGGUUGCAAUGAAAUGCCUACACAUUCCUAUCAUAUAUGCCAUAUACGGUGGAAGCAAACUUAUUAAUAGCUAAAGUGGAAUGUCUGGAGCUGUUCGGGUUCAUCCUUUGUAAUAUUGAAGAUAUUUUGCAGCGCAUGAAUGUGCACACAUACACCUUUAUAUGUAUGUGCAUGUCAACACACUUGCACUUCUGAAACCAUUGAGGCUUCUUCCCCCCUUUCUCUUUCUAGGUUUUCUUGCCGCCUCUUUGCUGCUGUUUCGGUGGGAAACAACUUUUGCAUAAACAAAUGGAAGAAGAAAAAAAGGUUGCUGUAAAAGAGGUCGUUACGGAGGAUAUAGUUACGGGUGAUCAACAGGAUUUCCAAUCCAAAUAUCCACGUUUGGCUGCAUCAUUUGGAAGUAUGGCUGGCAUGUCUACAAUGUAUCCGAAUGGAUCGAGCUUUUUGAAGGAGAAGAUGAGUUUGAUUGCUACAGACAAGGCUGAAAUGUUGGAGGAGAAGUGGAAGAAACUGGAGGAUGACGAAGCUGCCUUGAUGGUGAAGCGCUUAGAUUUGAUUGCGGAGCAUUUCAAAUUGGUGGUUGAUGCAAUGAGAGGUAACUAGAUGCGGAUGGAUCAUGUUUUAUUCGGUGCUACAAGUUCUGAUUCUGUUUCGGUGGAGUUUUAGAUUUUGUUUUGAUGUAGUCUUGUUUCUCAAGACAAUUUCUUCUCGCGUUGAUGUACUUGUGUUUAGUCUGUGAGGAAGCUUUAGUUUAUCGGGUUGAUUCAAACAUUUUAUUGCUUCUUUUUAGUUUUUCUAUGAACUGGUUUGGAUGAUAUCCGCUGUGUUUGCUUCUGGUUCAUCCUUUUAAUAUGUCAUUUCCUAUUCCAGAUGGAAAUAUAUUUAAAUGCGAUCUUUCUCA